Messenger RNA from Endocarpon pusillum Z07020, 1152 nucleotides. RefSeq lists its product as uncharacterized. Lineage: Eukaryota; Fungi; Ascomycota; Eurotiomycetes; Verrucariales; Verrucariaceae. The transcript has 8 exons. The record is from RefSeq and is a predicted model, not a curated record. Bases 1 to 1152 code for a protein of 383 amino acids.
AUGGAUAGCCAGGAGUUAGCAUCAGCUCCCAAUAAUGAAAAUAAAGCCCGGUCAACGAUUGUCGCCGUUGUUCCAAGUAAUGUCACAGAGAACGCGAUGACGAUUUUGAGUCGUAACUUAAGCGGCAUUCCCACGAUUGAAACAACAGAAAGUCAAGAAUUCAUCGACGCUUCAGACUUGACCAGGGACCAAUGGAUACAAGUCCUGCGUUCUGAGGGUGACACGAUACAUGUCAACCGAGCACCCUGCGCUGCUUUAUCUUUGAAGUCAAGAUCUCCAGACGACCAUGAGGGCAGUCAAGGCCUGCCGGAAUUUGAGAUUGCUGAUGACACUUACGUUGACUCGAGAGAAUCAAGGAGCCGACUAGAACGGGAAUUGACGUUGAAAGCUUUCUCAGAGAAUGGAAUCCGAGCAGGACUGUCAGGUGGUGCUCCAGAUAUUGGAUUUGGUCUGAGUGGCGCAGUCAGCUGGCAGAAAGAAGGGAUUGGUUUGGACCAGCAGCAGACUUCGAACAGGGCAAUCCAUGGCUUCUAUAAUUUCCCACGCGUGAUCCUGCAUCUCGACCCCGACUACUUAGACCUCUCACCGCAGUGCAAACAGUUCUUGAAGCGCUACGGGCAGGACUGUCUAGAUCCGAACAAAAUCUCAGACACCUACAAGACUUUUAUUGAUCGAUUUGGCUCAAUCCUUCCCGCCAGGGUAACGCUUGGAGCGCGUCUGUGUACUACGCAGGAGUUGAAUACGGACAACAUUUCCAAUAUUUCAGAGGCUAGAAAAACUCUGGAAACUGAUCUUACGACGAAAGUGACCGCAGCGAGCGCGGGAAUCCAAAGCGGUUAUCACAGAAAGACAGGAUCGAGCGCUGUUGAAAAAAUGAAUCAGACAGCUGAAUCAAGCCGUAUGACCCUCGAGACCCAGGGCGGUAAUGGUCUGUUGGCCUCCAGUAUUCCGGAGUGGACCGCUUCGGUAUCCUCACAUAGGUAUUGGAGAACAAUCCAGCAAGAAAAUUACUGGGAUCUGCCCACAUUUCUUAGGGAGUUGGCGCAAGAUGGGACAACAUGGGAAUACUUCGACGCCCUUGCCAACCACGCCAUCGCUAAAAAAACAAACCCAAAAAUCUACGGAUUGAAGCGACGGCAAGAAUUGGAUUAG